GCUAUCAUUAGAAAACUGUCCGCUUAUGACAAAUGCAAUGAUAUUGUCAUUCAUGUGGCGAUGGAUAACAUGGUUGUCAUCGAUGAGAUCAAAAACUCUUGUAAACCCCAAGAGAACGGAACCGACGAUUCAGAUAAUGAAGCGAAUGACAAGAAAUCAUGGAAACCAUUGGUUUUAUUUAUUCCUCUGCGGUUGGGUUUGUCUGAAAUAAAUCCCAUCUAUUUUAAGUCACUUAAGACGACGUUCGCAAUGAAGCAAUCGUUGGGUAUAAUCGGCGGUCGACCCAAUCAUGCCUUAUAUCUGAUCGGAUGUGUGGCCAACGAACUGGUCGUCUUAGACCCGCACACGACUCAGCCAUUUGUCGACUUAGAGGAGGCCGAGGCCGACGACUCAACCUACCACUGCCCGCGAGCCUCUCGGAUGGACAUCAGUCUACUCGACCCGUCCAUCGCUUUGUGUUUCUAUUGCGACACCGAAGAGGAGUUUGACAAUUGGUGUCAAUUGACAUACAAAGCACUCAUUUUAGGUGAAAAACAGUCACUCUUUGAAUUAACUAAAGAAAGGCCAUCGCAUUGGCCCUCAUAUGAGGAACAGAUCGACGCCAACACAGCCAUCGUGUCGACGGGCACCUCAACCCUCAACUCAAACACAUGCGAGUCGUUCACAGAACUGGAGGACGCAAACAGAGAUGAUUCGGACGAGGAGUUUGAGUUAUUGGGAUAACAGUCGUGUCUAUUAUCUCGUAUUUGUGACCAAUUUUUGUUAUAUAAUGUGUUUUAUAAACUAUAAAAUUGUCUUUUUAUAAGACUUGUAAAUUGCAAUCAAAUCGCAAAUAUUUUUUAAUUACAAAACAAAAUGCAUCAAAAUAUUUAAAAAUAAAUAUUGAACAAAAUAUUAA
This is a messenger RNA of Oppiella nova, 898 nucleotides long. NCBI's taxonomy places the organism in Eukaryota, Metazoa, Arthropoda, Arachnida, Sarcoptiformes, Oppiidae. The record is from the annotation of a GenBank genome assembly.